Ziziphus jujuba (common jujube) is the source of this 2361-nucleotide messenger RNA. RefSeq names its product nicotinate phosphoribosyltransferase 2. The transcript has 15 exons. Bases 342 to 2024 code for a protein of 560 amino acids. Gene Ontology annotation, biological process: NAD+ biosynthetic process. The record is from RefSeq and is a predicted model, not a curated record. Gene Ontology annotation, molecular function: nicotinate phosphoribosyltransferase activity. Lineage: Eukaryota; Viridiplantae; Streptophyta; Magnoliopsida; Rosales; Rhamnaceae.
GGGUAUUGGUUAGUAGAGAGCCUUUAUGAAUACUGUGUGAGAUUCUAAAUUCUGAAUUUGGGUGGAAAAUCGUAUUUUGUUCUUUAACGAUUUUUCGUGGAAGUCUCUUCGUUUUUAACGGUCUUUCUUUUGCUGAAUACCUUAUUUGUUUUUUGUUUUUCCAUUUUAUGGAUUUUGAUCCUCGUGAGGGGCACGCUUGGGUUCACGGUGUGUAUAUAUAUAGAAGAUAUGUUUGUGUAAGACAGAUAUAUUGAAUAUAUAGGAGGCAAAGCGAAAUAGUUUUGGGAAGAAGAAGAACCAGAAGCAGCAGGAAGAAAAGCCCUAAGGAAUUUGGAGCAGCAAUGGAGGCCAAACAGAACGGGCCUAAUGGAGAGCUUUCCUCUUCGGUAGUUCCAGGACCCACCAAUCCAAUGGUUACGCCUCUGCUUACGGAUCUCUACCAGUUCACCAUGGCUUACGCCUACUGGAAAGCCGGCAAGCAUAACGAACGAGCCGUGUUUGAUCUGUAUUUUCGAAAGAAUCCAUUUGGUGGUGAAUAUACAGUCUUUGCUGGUUUAGAAGAAUGCAUAAGAUUCAUUGCUAAUUUCAAAUUAACUGAAGAGGAGAUCUCUUUCGUCCGUGAAGCCUUACCUUCGUCAUGUGAGGAUGGCUUUUAUGAUUAUCUUAGAGGAAUUGACUGUUCUGAUGUUGAAGUGUAUGCUGUUCCAGAGGGAUCAGUUGUUUUCCCGAAGGUACCUAUGCUAAGAGUUGAGGGGCCAAUUGCUGUGGUUCAAUUACUGGAAACUCCAUUUGUGAAUCUAAUUAAUUAUGCAUCAUUAGUUACCACUAAUGCUGCUAGGCAUCGGUUUGUUGCUGGAAAGUCGAAAAUGCUACUUGAGUUUGGGCUUCGACGAGCUCAGGGGCCUGAUGGUGGAAUAGGGGCGUCAAAGUACUGCUAUUUGGGAGGAUUUGAUGCGACAAGCAAUGUUGCAGCUGGGAAGUUAUUCGGGAUACCACUUCGUGGAACACAUUCUCAUGCUUUUGUUAGCUCAUUUAUGAGUCCAGAUGAGAUAGUUGAUAGAUUGCUUACCAGCCGUGAUGGUUCGACUAUUUGUGAGGAUUUUGUUAGUCUAGUUCAAACGUGGUUAAGCAAAGUUCAGUGGUCAAAUUCAUUACACGGCAGUUUUGGUGAGACCAAUCAAAGUGAGCUAGCUGCUUUCACGUCAUAUGCCUUGGCAUUCCCUACUAACUUUCUAGCUCUUGUAGACACAUAUGAUGUUGUGAGAAGUGGAGUUCCUAACUUCUGUGCAGUUGCUUUAGCACUCAAUGAUCUGGGGUAUAAAGCAGCAGGCAUUAGGUUGGACUCUGGCGAUCUAGCAUAUCUUUCUUGUGAGGCUAGGAAGAUCUUUUGCACUAUUGAGGAAGAAUUUGGAGUGAUUGGUUUUGGAAAGAUGGUUAUCACUGCCAGUAAUGACCUGAAUGAGGAAACCUUAGAUGCGUUAAACAAACAGGGUCAUGAGGUUGAUGCUUUUGGAAUUGGAACAAAUCUAGUUACCUGUUAUGCCCAAGCUGCUUUAGGUUGUGUGUUCAAGCUUGUUGAAAUAAAUAAUCAGCCUCGCAUCAAGCUUUCUGAAGAUGUUUCAAAGGUCUCCAUUCCUUGCAAAAAACGAUCUUACAGAUUGUACGGCAAAGAAGGUUAUCCCUUGGUAGAUAUAAUGACAGGAGAAAAUGAACCCCCUCCAAAGGUGGGAGAACGAAUCUUGUGUCGCCAUCCAUUCAAUGAAUCCAAGAGAGCAUAUGUGGUGCCACAGCGUGUUGAGGAGCUUCUGAAAUGUUAUUGGCCUGGGAUUUCAGGUAAUAAGAGAGAAGAUCUGCUGCCCCUGAAGGACAUAAGGGAGCGCUGCAUCAAACAACUUGAACAAAUGCGUCCUGACCACAUGAGGAGACUGAACCCAACGCCCUAUAAGGUUAGUGUAAGUGCUAAAUUGUACGACUUCAUUCAUUUCCUAUGGCUCAAUGAGGCACCUGUUGGGGAGCUGCAGUGAGAGCGAUCUUUUAUAAUGGGUGUCAGUGUGGCGGGGUGUAUAUUUGCUAGCGCAAAAGCAAUAAUACGAGCUGGGAGGGUUAGGAGGAGCAUCUUUGAAACAUGAACGCGUACAAUGUGUUCAACAUCACAUCAGUACAUCAUACAUCAUACGUAUAGCUAAUUGUUUCCUGAUCGUUUUAGCCAAAAAAAUAAUUGUUUCCUGAUCAAUAAAAUAAUUGUUGCUUUCUCUACCCAAUUCCUAUAUCUUAUUAUCGUUGUUAUGACACUGAAGUUUCAGUAAUUAAAGUAAAUUUAUGAGGGAAAAAAGAAAUAAAAAACUUGUAUUUCUUAUUAUU